Sphaerulina musiva SO2202 is the source of this 1400-nucleotide messenger RNA. Its product is annotated as Brix-domain-containing protein. Gene Ontology annotation, biological process: rRNA processing. The record is from RefSeq and is a predicted model, not a curated record. The transcript has a single exon. Gene Ontology annotation, cellular component: Mpp10 complex; small-subunit processome; nucleolus. Bases 13 to 900 code for a protein of 295 amino acids. Gene Ontology annotation, molecular function: rRNA primary transcript binding; snoRNA binding. Lineage: Eukaryota; Fungi; Ascomycota; Dothideomycetes; Mycosphaerellales; Mycosphaerellaceae.
CAGCAUCCGACGAUGAUACGACGACAGGCACGGCAGCGUCGCGAUUACCUUUACCGACGCGCUCUUACCCUUCGCGAUGCUGAGAUUUCCGAGAAGCGUGCAAAGCUGAAGGCGUCGCUUGCGUCGGGCAGACCCCUCGAGCCCAGCAUAGCGAACGACUCUCAGCUGCGCCGUGACUAUAAGUACGACGAGUCGCGUGCGGACCGCACCACCGAGGAGGAGCUGGAGCUCGAUGAUGAGUACAGCUAUCUCUCCGGCGUCGUUGAGCCUCGCGUGCUAGUCACCACCUCGCGCGACCCCAGUAGCAGGCUGGGCCAAUUUUCCAAGGAAAUUCGACUGCUGCUGCCCACCAGCAUACGACUGAAUCGCGGCAACACCAUUCUGCCUAACCUCGUCAGCAGCGCCAAGGCCAACGGGCUGUCCGACCUGAUCUUGUUGCACGAGCAUCGCGGCACACCCACAGCGCUCACGAUCUCGCACUUUCCUCACGGCCCCACUGCCUCGUUCAGUCUACACAAUGUGGUCUUGCGACACGACAUUCCAAACGUCUCGCGCGGAACGGUCAGCGAGAGCUAUCCGCACCUCAUCUUUGAGGGGUUCACAACGCAGCUUGGGAAGCGAGUACUGAAAAUACUACAACACCUCUUUCCGCCACGAGAAAGCGGCACGAAGUUGGGCUCGAGAGUCGUGACUUUCAAGAACAUCGAAGACAGCAUAGAAGUAAGACAUCAUGUAUUCGUCAAGACGGGCUACCAAAGUGUUGAGCUGGCGGAAGUCGGACCUCGAAUGACGAUGCGCUUGUUCGAGAUCAGGCAGGGCACAGCGGAAAACAAGGAUGGAGAUGUGGAAUGGCACAUGAACCAGUACACGAGGACAAGCAAAAAGAAGGACUAUUUGUGAGGAGAAUAGAAGUGCCGGCUGGUCCCUCCAUGAUGGACGAUUGGCCCUACCUCCUACAGCCGAGAUGUGACUUGAACCAUCCGCUUCUCUCUGCAAAGUUUGCGCGAAUUCAUUGAAGUGAACAGUACUUGCUCCUUCCCUUUGAGGGCGAAGGGAUGUGAAUGACGCUCAACACAGGACGGUGCUUCCAUGGUUUGUGGUAGCAUUCAUGGACAACAGGGGCCGUGAGGUAGUAGAGGUAGUUGGACGUGGUCCACUACCAAAGUGGAGAGGCAGAUGAAUAAGGUAUGCGGAGUAGGUACUUCCAGUACGUCUUAGCCAAAGGGUAGAAACAUCCAUAGCUUGUUUGAGGCAAGGCCCAGGAGACAGAAGGACGUGACUGAAGUCGUGGAGUCGUAGGUGCUGUGCUGACUCUCGGCAAAGCCCAGAUGGUUGUCCGUUGCUGGCACUCAUCAGAGUCACCAGACAUACAUAACGUCACCUGUCACCAGAUGCGUUCC